Pelodiscus sinensis (Chinese soft-shelled turtle) is the source of this 500-nucleotide messenger RNA. Lineage: Eukaryota; Metazoa; Chordata; Testudines; Trionychidae. The record is from RefSeq and is a predicted model, not a curated record.
AGGAGCCGCCUCGGAGGUGCUGGGUCUCCUGUGGCAAACCCGGGACGUCCCGGCGCGGGGAGGCCUCUUGCCGUUGUGCCGUCUCCGGUGGAAGCUCCGUGCGCUGUGCCCGGCAGCAUGGGCCGGAGCCGGAGCUCUGCAUGGCUGGCGUCUCUGUCCCCAGGCUCCGUGACUCUCCACCAGUGGCAGCAGCUGGCCAAGCCCAACCUGGGUGGGAUCCUGGUCCCCCGGCCCGGUGUGCUCACCAAAGACUUCCGGCAGCUGGACGUGGACCUGGAGGAGGUCUACAACCUCAACGACCUCGAGGAGGACGACGUGGACUCAGGCGCCUUCCGGGCCCUCGUUACCUCCACGCCUUCCAAAGCCAAGGACUGCUCCAGUGUCUUUAUAAUACAGUCGUGCCCUCUUGUGGGCCCUUUGAAAGGCUGAGCGCCGCGCCCCCCCUUCGCCAGGCGCCGGAGGCAGGCCCCGGGGCGCCUCUCGGACUCGUCCCGCUGCUG